AUGAAAGAUACCACUACUCGGCCAGAGGCUAGAGCACCUACGCGUACCUUUGCCAUUCAAGUAAGAGAGGACACCACUGCUCCAGAUGUGAUUGCUGGUACAUUCUAUCUCUUUGAUGUUACUGUGUAUGUAUUGAUUGACCCUGGGUCCACUCAUUCUUAUAUUUGCAUUGCAUUAGUAGUGGAAAAGAAGUUACCUAUUGAAUCUACUGAUUAUGAUAUUCAAGUUACUAAUCCGUUAGGUCAAAGUGUGAUAGUUAAUUUAAUGUAUUGUAAUUGUUCACUGAAAGUGAAAGGCUGUGAAUUCCCUGCUGAUUCGAUGUUACUCCUCUUUCGGGAAUUUGAUGUUAUUCUAGGAAUAGAUUGGUUAUCUUUACAUGAUCCUAAAUUAAUGCGAAAAGGUAAUGAGGCAUUUCUAGCCUACAUUCUUGAUACUCGAGAUUCAGAAUCAAAGUUAGAUCAGUUACCAGUUGUUAGUGAGUUUGCUAAUGUGUUUCCUGAAGAAUUGUCGAGUUUACCACCUGAUCGUGAAGUUGAGUUUGUAAUUGCUAUGAUUCCUAGAACUGCUCCGAUAUCAGUAACACCAUACCGUAUGGCACCAGCUGAAUUAAAAUAG
This is a messenger RNA of Gossypium raimondii (Peruvian cotton), 615 nucleotides long. RefSeq lists its product as uncharacterized. The coding region runs from base 1 to 615 and encodes 204 amino acids. The record is from RefSeq and is a predicted model, not a curated record. The transcript has 2 exons. Lineage: Eukaryota; Viridiplantae; Streptophyta; Magnoliopsida; Malvales; Malvaceae.